Gregarina niphandrodes is the source of this 1005-nucleotide messenger RNA. Its product is annotated as RNA-directed DNA polymerase. The transcript has a single exon. Bases 1 to 1005 code for a protein of 334 amino acids. The record is from RefSeq and is a predicted model, not a curated record. NCBI's taxonomy places the organism in Eukaryota, Apicomplexa, Conoidasida, Eugregarinorida, Gregarinidae.
AUGAAGAUCGACUUGUCGAAAGCUUUCCAUGCAAUACCGAUUGCAGACGACCAAAUGAACUACUAUGCGUUCAUGGGUAUGGACGGCACGACGUAUAGAUAUAUACGCAUGCCAAUGGGAGCAAUGUGUGCCCCCAAACACUUCGCCGUAGUAAUGAUGAAAGUGUUGGGGCAGCUGUCCGAGAAAGAUAAGACUGCUGUAAGAUCUUAUCAGGACGACAUUAUCGUCGCGGGGAAGAACAGAAAAGAGUGCGCAGAUCGAUACCAUAGAGUGAUACGUCACCUACGUGAAUACGGCUUCAAGAUAAACAGAGAGAAGUCGUCGAUGUGCACUACGCUGAUAAUACUUGGUUAUGAAUUUACGAAAGAGUCCAUUGGGAUACCCAAGGACAAAGCUGAGCAAAUACGAAAACUGUUACGUUCACAGUGCGUAGAUGAUAUAACGAAAGCAACACAUCAACUGUCCUACUAUAAGAUGAUCCACAGGACGGGCGUUCGAAACUCACUCACGAAGAUUCGACAAAUAUUGCAGAAGACAAAGCACGUAACGAACGUAGUGAAAGAUUUGAUAGACGCAGUCGAUUCUAGUUGGACGAUCGAACGGAUACGACCAACAGAGGGAAAUACGAUUUCGAUAUAUGUCGACGCGUCGGACAUACAAGCAGGGAUGGUGGUAAAGUACAACGAACAAACGGUUAUGACGGAAUCGAUUCCGUUAACCAAGACGUUGACGAACCUAGCUUCGUACAAGGAAAUUCAGGGAGCAUGCAAGCUGCUAGCCAAAUACAAGUCGGCGAUCGACUUCAUUGACAAGAGGGCGAGCAAGAUUAUUGUGACCGAUAAUAUGCGCCUAUGGCAGGCCCUUGAGAGAAAUGAAGAACCGAGAAACGACUUAGAAGUAUACGCAGCGCGCAUCCGAGCCUUGUACAAGGCAACUUACCAGCACAUUCCAGGAGGCCAGAACCCGGCCGAUUUUUAUUCCAGGAGACACCGUCUCCCCACUUGA